Molecule: messenger RNA, 261 nt
Organism: Plasmopara halstedii
Lineage: Eukaryota; Oomycota; Peronosporomycetes; Peronosporales; Peronosporaceae
Exons: 2
Coding region: 1-261 (86 amino acids)
Source: RefSeq, a predicted model, not a curated record
AUGGUGAACAAGAAAAUUUACACGAUACCUCAGUUGUUGGCCGGUUGGACAGGCUGCUCAAUGACGGUGAUUCGUGUGACUCAAGGAGAAAAGACAAGGACACCCACGAACCGAGAACUCAUCUUCAUCUUUCACUUUGUGCUUGGUCGCUUCAAACACCACGCUUGUUCUAGUCGCAAUAGAUUGUAUCUGUCGACUCGAUCAUCACUGAAAAUGGCGUGCAGGAGGAUGACGUACGAUUUUUCUUUGCUGGUUGUGUAG